Ricinus communis (castor bean) is the source of this 1864-nucleotide messenger RNA. Its product is annotated as iridoid oxidase. Gene Ontology annotation, molecular function: heme binding; oxidoreductase activity, acting on paired donors, with incorporation or reduction of molecular oxygen; iron ion binding. The coding region runs from base 237 to 1811 and encodes 524 amino acids. Lineage: Eukaryota; Viridiplantae; Streptophyta; Magnoliopsida; Malpighiales; Euphorbiaceae. The record is from RefSeq and is a predicted model, not a curated record. The transcript has 2 exons.
UGCUUCAUUUUAUUUGGUUUAUCUUGAAUAAUAUAUGACUCUUUAUAUGAUAAGACAGAUAACUAUUCACGUUUUUGAUUCACUACUCAGUAAGAUGAUGCAAAGAUCAACCUAUAUAUUUAUGUUUUUUCUUUUUCUGAACAAAAUCCAGAAUUAUUUCGACUAAAAAAAAGAGUAUAUCGAGCAAAUUGGAGAAGAUCAAUUAAAGAUACCUUCAGCAUUAUGAGAAGGCAUCAAUGAUUGUUUCACAUCUCGGAAUACCGAUGGAUUGGAGGAGCUAUAGUAAUUUGCUUGCCUGGCUUUCUCUCGCCUUUUCAGCAAGUGCUCUUCUUCUUCUGCUGAAAUGUAGACAGUCGAGGCAUCAUCAUAACCAUAGCCCGCCAGGUCCUCCAGCUUGGCCUAUCUUUGGUAACAUCUUCGAUCUGGGAACCAUUCCUCACCGCAAUUUAUACAAGUUCAGGUACAAGUAUGGUCCCGUACUUUGGCUGAGACUUGGGUUUACUAACACCUUAGUCAUACAGUCCGCCAGGGCAGCUGAAGAGCUUUUCAAGAAUCAUGACAUUAGUUUCUGUGACAGGAAAGUUCCUGAUUGUUGCACAGCUCAUAACUACGAUCAGGGAGCGGUUUCUCUGGGCCGGUAUGGUUCUAUCUGGAGGUUUCACCGCCGACUUAUCACACUAGAUCUCAUGACAAACAAGCGAAUCAAAGAGUCUGCUUUCCUUCGGAUAAAGUGUAUAAAUAGUAUGAUACAAUACAUUGAGGAAGAUACUGCAGCGGCUCGAGCAAGAGGAGAAUUAGGGGAAGUGGUGAUAGCUCACUACCUCUUUGUCAUGACAUUCAACCUGAUAGGCAACCUUGUGCUUUCACAGGAUCUUGCGAACUCUCAGUCUAAUGAGGGGUUAGAAUUCUCUCAUGCCAUGGACAAGAUUACGGUGUUGUCUGGAAAGCCCAACGCUACGGACUUAUGGCCCUUCUUGAAAAUGUUCGAUCCCCAAAGGAUCAAGAGGGACAUGGAAAGAGAAAUGGGCAAAGCCUUAAGAGUAGUGGAGGGGUUUGUGAGGGAAAGGAUUGAGGAGAGGAAAUUAGAAAAAGAAAGGAGUAAAAAGGACUUCCUGGAUGCACUGUUGGAGUUUGAAAGUGAUGAGGAAGCAGGACCUGAUAAGAUCUCAAUUCAAACUAUGUUCAUAAUAAUACUGGAGAUUUUUUUUGCUGGAACAGAAACUACAAGCAGCACCAUGGAAUGGGCUAUGACAGAGCUUUUACGCUGCCCAGAAUCAAUUAAAAGAGUUAAAGAAGAACUUAAACGAGUUGUCGGGCAAAAAAGGAAAGUUGAAGAGAGUGACAUUGAUCAAUUGCCAUACUUGCAAGCAGUUCUUAAAGAAACAAUGAGAUUACAUCCUACACUGCCAUUACUAAUUCCUAGAAAUUCUUUAGAAGACACAAACUUCAUGGGCUACUUGAUUCCGAAGGAUACACAAGUUUUUGUAAAUGUAUGGGCUAUAGGAAGAGACCCAGAAUCUUGGCAAGAUCCUAACUCUUUCAAGCCUGAAAGGUUUCUUGAAUCCGAUAUUGAUUAUAGAGGGAAAAACUUUGAGUAUUUACCAUUUGGUUCCGGAAGAAGAAUUUGUGCAGGCAUCUUGUUGGCUCAACGUGUGCUUCACCUUGGUUUAGCCUCUUUGCUUCACUGUUUUGACUGGGAGCUUAGCAGCAACUAUACUCCAGAUAGCAUAGACAUGAAAGAAAAAAUGGGAAUGGCAGUUCGAAAGCUUGUACCCCUUAAAGCAAUACCCAAGAAGAGAAUGAGAGAAUGAUCACCAUCAGUAGAGAUUAAAGUCUGAAAUAGUUAAAUGUUAUUCUGUUGUUA